This is a messenger RNA of Diversispora eburnea, 2076 nucleotides long. The record is from the annotation of a GenBank genome assembly. Lineage: Eukaryota; Fungi; Glomeromycota; Glomeromycetes; Diversisporales; Diversisporaceae.
AUGUCUAAAAAAGAUAAAAAAAAAAUUGAUUUUGAAUCCGAAGGGAUGCAUUUUACUGGUGACUAUACCAUGCCUAGCACUAGCGAAUCGAUGCGCGGUCACGUCGGAAAUGCAAUGUCGAUAGUCAGCGAUAUCAUUGAACCAUUUGUUCCUUUAUUCGGUACCGUUGAAAAAGUCAUGGAGAGUUUGUAUACCAUUUAUGAAAAUGCAAAAUGCAAUAAAAAAAUGUGUGGAGCUUUAAUAGAUCGCAUUGAGGUUGUUGAACAGGCUACUAAGUCCUUACAACGUAAAAAGCAAGAAAAUGCAGCAAAAUUUCGCAGUGAAGAAUAUUAUCUUGCGUGGGUAAGAUUUACCAAUGUACUGAAAAAUAUUAAAGUAUUUGCUAAAGAUGUCACACAACAAUCGGUGUUUCAAAAACAUUUAAAUGCUAAUGCCGUUAAAGAAGCAUAUGAUAAAAAUAUUAACGAAUUUGAAGCUGUUUGCAAAGAUUUGCAAUUUUCAGUUUAUAUGAUUUCAGAAGAACAAAGAAAAGAAGAGAAUGAUCAAAUAACAAACGAACUUAAUUUGCUAGGAUGGGCAAUGAACGAAGUUUCAGAUGAAGUGAAAAAUAUUUCGAAACAGAUAAAUAUUUUAUCAGAACAAUUAAACAGCCAAAAAUUAAAUUCUGGUGAAAUUAAAGUUCUUACUGUAGAUGAUUCCGAACUUACAGAUCCAGAAAUCACUAACCCCGACAAUGUAAGAGGAUCGGAAAAAACCAUUGUGAAAAGAAUUUACCGUGGAACAUUGCAAGUGGCAUGCAAAAAAGUUAAGGCUAUUGAUAAAAAUGAAUCAGCUGGAUCUCGGAAUGUCCAAACACAAUUGGUUAUCCUCGGUUUAUUAGGAAUAUGCCCUAAUAUUAUUACUUUUUAUGGUCUUGCAAAGAUAGGCCAAGAUGAUUAUAUGAUUUUUGAUUGGGCGGAACAUGGAAGUCUGAAAGAAGUUUAUGAAAAAUGUGAUAUGUCCAUACAUACAAAAUUACGAUUUAUCUAUAAUAUAUUCAAGGGUCUUUCUUUUAUAUUUAACAGUGGAGUUCUUCAUCAUGAUGUCCGAUGUGAGAAUAUUUUGGUUACUGAAAAUCCUGAUGUAAAAAUAACAAAUUUUGAAAUGUCACGUGAAAUCAAAGCAGAAACUACGUCAUUCUCAGGUUUAAAUGAUUACGUUCGUUGGUUAGCACCUGAAAAAAUGCUUUGGGAACUUAUUAAUGAAAAGGUUCCAUACAAAGAUAAGUCUUUUAAAGAAAUACAAGAACUUGUUAAAAGCAAGAAAAGGGAAGAGUUACCAUCUCAACUUAAUUCAAAUCCGAUUUUAUUAGAAUUAACCAAACUUAUCAAACAAAAGUUACGUCUAUCGUAUCCUGAAAUUUUAAAGCUUCUCAGUACUUUAGUAAAUAGAAUGUCACUGAGCUCCCCACGGAUUUCUCCUAAAAAUGAUUCCAGUGAUGUUACAGAUUUUGAAUUAGAUAAUAAAAGAUCUUUUAGUUUAUCCUCCUCCUCUCAUUAUGAAAUUGAUCCUGAAAAAUUGCCUGAUGUUGAUGAUUGCGUUCUUGAUGAUGUACCAACAUUUUCAAUUGUCAAACCAUUCGAGGAUGGAGUUAAGGCACAUAGAGAGAAGCGAUAUAAGGAAGCUUGGGAAUGUUUUGAUGAACAUGCUAAAUUAGGACUUAGUUUGGCAAAAUAUUGGAAAGGUUUUUAUCUUGAGAAAGGGUAUCAUGGAGAAAAAGAUGUAAUGGAAGGUUUAAAAUGGCUAAAAUAUGCAGCAGAUGAUGGUCUUCCUGAUGCACAACUUCGAUAUGCAAGUGGAUUAAUCAAUCUUAGUAAAAGUACUGGUAGUUCAGAAAAUUAUAAGACCAUUUUAGAAUAUAUGAAAAAAGCAGCUGAUGGAGGAAGUGAAACUGCUCUUUAUAAUCUAGGUGAUAUUUAUUUUAAUGGAAAAUUAGGAGCAGAAAAAGAUGAAAAAAAAGGAAAUGAAUUUUUUGACUUAGCAGCCUUGAAAAAUCCAAAAUUUAUGAAAAAACAUCCAACCCAAUCAACCCAAUAG